Messenger RNA from Paramuricea clavata, 309 nucleotides. The record is from the annotation of a GenBank genome assembly. Lineage: Eukaryota; Metazoa; Cnidaria; Anthozoa; Malacalcyonacea; Plexauridae.
AUGUCUUCGAUUGUCACCGGUAUAUUGAGUUCCACUGUGGGAUUACUGUGGAACAAAGCCCGAGAUGCGACUGCUAAAAAGCUGAAGGGCGGUGACAUUACAGAUGCAAAAAUUCGUGAAAUAGUCAUGCGAGAACUCAACGACGUCAAAACCAAGAUUGACGGUCUCUCACGCAAAGAUCUGCUCAGCAGCUACAGUUUUCUACAAGAAGGCGUACAGCUACUGAAUGUUUCUCUGGAUAAGUCGAAGGACGAGCAGAAAGCUGUGCAAAGCGAAACUCAAGAUGAUCGCGGUGAAACGUCGAGCUAG